GUAUUGGUGGUGUUCAAGAUGGCCGUAAUCAACAUUUGGUAGCAACCAAUUUGUUGCAUCUAGAAAACGCGAUUGUGGUGAAUCUUGAUGGGCUUCAAUUCACAGAUGAUGUGUUCAAGAGCCUAAUCAAGAGGGCAAGGAAAUUGAAGGUUCUCACUAUUAAGCGUAAUGGGUUGAUCCAUGGGACACCAAUCUUGCCAAAGGACUCAGUUUUAGAGAAGUUGACUAUUCACGACAAUUCUUUGUUCUCGAAAAUUGACCGCUCUAUUGGGAAUUUGAGGUGUCUGACUCACUUGAGGGUUGAGUCCUGCCACGAACUUAGAAAAUUGCCUAAACAAAUUGGAGAGCUACGGAGUCUGCGGCACCUCUCUCUUAAGUUUUGUUUUGGCUUGAUUGAACUCCCCGACUCAGUUUCGAAAUUAGAGUCGUUAACGAAGCUGGAUGUAUCAGGCUCGAACAUUACAAGAUUACCAGAUUCCAUUGGUAGACUAGCAAAUUUGUCAUAUGUAGAUGUAUCAAGCACACCAAUUGAAGAACUGCCCAGUACAAUGAGCAAGCUUCGUCAACUCCGAACACUGGACUUGCAUGCUUGUGAUGAGAUACAAGAGUUGCCGAAGCUCCCCAUAAGUUUGACCGCUUUGCUACUGACAUCUACUUCGUUGUUGACUGUCCCUAAUCUCUCGUAUCUUACUAAUCUAGUUGAGCUGGUCCUUUCCGAUGGCUCUGAUUCAAUGGCCAGAUCAAAUAUAAUUCAAACUUGCGACUUACGGUGGAUUGGGAAGUUAUUCAAACUGAGCAAACUGCGCUUUUGCUUUCCAAAUGUCCGCGCACCAACUAUAGAGUGGGGUUCCCUUUCUCGGCUGAAAGAACUUACUCUAUAUGGACUGGACUUGCCAACUUUCAAACAAUUUCCAUCAAAUUUGAUAGUUUUAGAGCUCUACGACACUCGAGGAAAACAAGUACACCUCGACAGGCUUCCUCCAUCGGAAAAGGAGACGGUUUCAUCAAGUUCGAGAAAAUCGAGAGAAAACAAGGUGCACGAGCAACAUGAUGUUCAAUCACUCGAUGUCUUAGAAUCGUCAGAGAGAUCACUUAUUCAGGAUUGCAAAUCUUCCGAGUGGUUGGCUUGCCUGCCGGAGGAGCUGGGGUGCAAUGAACUACAAGCUCCUGAGUUGAUUGAUCAUUGGACGGGAGCCUUCCAUUAUCCAAGCUCCCUAAAGAUGCUUCGAAAAUUCAUUCUGUCGGGGUUCCCAGAGUUACAGGAUAUUCAAUUUGUUUCUACGUUGGAAUCAUUGGAAGAAUUUUCCGUUCGAGACUGCUCUUCAUUAAAAAGCUUAGGCGGUUUGUCAAACUUGAAGAAUUUGAAGGCUUUAAGUAUUAUCCGGUGCAUGAGCCUACAGGUUGUCGAGGGCAUUGAAAAAUUAGAGUAUUUCUAUGAAUUGAAAAUCGACAAGUGCAGAUUAAUGGAAAGAAUUUUUGAUGCAUCAAUACACAUAACAUAUAGUGCUUCUUUUUCCCAACUUGAUCGGGCCGUCCAUCGUCCUCACGAUCCGUCAUUGAUCCCGAGAUCAUCAAGUACAACAGCAAGCAAUGAUGACCCAAGCCCCCUAAAGAUGCUUAAAAUAGUCCGUCUAUCGAGGUGCCGGGAGGUACAGGAUAUUCAAUUUGUUUCUACAUUCGAAUCAUUGAAAGAUUUUUAUGUUGAAGAGUGCUCUUCAUUAAAAAACUUAGGCGGUUUGUCAAACUUGAAGAACUUGAGGCUGCUAUGGAUUGUCCGUUGCUCGAGCUUACAGGAUAUUCAAUUUGUUUCUCCAUUCGGAUCAUUGGAAGUAUUUAAAGUUCAAGAAUGCUCUUCGUUAAAAAGCUUAGGCGAUUUGUCAAACUUGAAGAACUUGAGACUGUUAACGAUUGGCGAUUGCUCGCGCUUACAGGUUAUCGAGGGCAUUGACGAAUUUGAGUUUUUGGAGUGGUUCGUAAUUAAUGGGUGCAGAUCAAUGAAAAUGAUUUUUGACGCAUCGAGCUUAAAAAUACGAAAUGAGUGCCACACAUACAUACGACGUAGCGGGGAGUUACCCGACAGUGGUCGUAUCUCUUGGGAGUCUUACAGAGAGAUUCUGCAGAAAACGGUUCCGUCGUCCGCGAGUUUGAAGUUCGUCGUCCGCGAGGUUCAAGUUUGA
Molecule: messenger RNA, 2177 nt
Organism: Syzygium oleosum
Lineage: Eukaryota; Viridiplantae; Streptophyta; Magnoliopsida; Myrtales; Myrtaceae
Product: putative disease resistance protein At4g19050
Exons: 3
Coding region: 549-2177 (542 amino acids)
Source: RefSeq, a predicted model, not a curated record